CAGUAGUUUGUCUCAUCUACCCAGUGACAUGAGCACAUGUUGAGUGCCCAAUUGGCCAGCCCGGUGUUGUGAAGAGUCGCACCUCUCUGAAGGAGGUAUUCAGCCGCUUCGAGGUUGUUUGUUAAGGCGGCGAAGUGAAGUGGCGAACCAUUUGCGUCGGAUAGUCGCUAGCGCCGUGAAAGGUGAUUUCAAGCAGAAGGCGCUUUCCUAGCUUCUUAAUGAGGACCUCAUGAUUGGCCGAUAUGAACUUUCAGCUCAGCUGCCGUGCAGAGUGCCCCUUACAGACAUUGGUGCCCAAGCAGGUGAGGCCUCAAAGUAAUGAUAUUUGCUGUCCUUCUCGCCCUCUCGCUUUCUCGCUUUUUCGCUUUUUCUCCUUCUCUCCUUCUCUCCCUUUCUCUCCUCGUUUCUACUUCUGGUCGUUAUUGCUCCGUCUUUCUGUUGUCCCCAAUAUUCGGGACCCGAAACCUCGCCCAACCUUUCCCGCACGUGCACAUCACAAAACCCAACGAACAACGAACAGUCGCAAUCACCGUUGGUUUGAGUCCGACACCUCAAGGUCCAAUGGCACCGACGCUCUACUACACGAGAGAUACUCCAGCCUUCGCCGGUUUCAAGCCAGAGCCUGCUGGACGAGGGACAAAGGGAAUCAUCUGGACCUGCCUCAGUACCAUUCUGCUUUCAUCCUGGAGCUCAUUCCACGGCCCGGCCUACGAUCCAAACGAGUCUUUCAAAAGCGAGGCCCGAGACUCAUACAUCGUGAGGUUUGGGGCUGCAUUUCUCUUACCUGAGCUGGUAGCAGUUAGAAGCCUCAGGACUCUUUAUAAUGCCUUGCAACUUCGGAAAACAAUACGACAAGUGGGGGGACCAGAAUUUGCCAACUUCAGCUUGACACAAGCCUUUCUUUUCAUCAAUAAAAGUGUAUAUCAAAGGCUGCCAAACUCGGAAAAGAUGGAGUUGGUGGAUGGAAAGACGCUUGUACAGCUCAUGAGCAGCAGGCACUUGCCAAUCUCAGGCCUGCCAACAGACAACGAAAUAGCCGAUAAGUCCAAACGCGACUGGACACUCAAGUCACUCUCUAUCAUUCAGACAUUGUGGUUCAUAGUCAGCGUUGUUGCCCGGCUAUCUCGAGGGUACCCUGUGUCUCUAUUCGAGGACAUCACUGUAGCCAAUGCCAUUUGUGGCGUUAUUGAGUUCGCUUGUUGGUUCCAUUGCCCUCAGGACAUCCGUCUGCCUUUUAUUGUUAAGCCAGAUAUCCCUAGGGCGGCAAACGGUCCAUCUACGGCAGCUGAAAGGGAGGAACCUGAAGAAGAAGCAACGGUUGAGGCAUUAUUACUUGUUUCCGAGGAUGCGACAAAAUAUGAAGCCUCGUCUGGACCUCAGUUGUCUGUACUCGUGGACAUAAGCACGGAUAGGCCGAACAAAGAAUUUCCAAGCAGCGAACAGCCGCCUCUUACCCAAAAGACAAUGAAGCGUCGGGUUUCAUUUGCAACUCAACCCGCCGAAUUCCGGGCGGCAUCAAAUAGUCUAUUCUCAUCCAUCUUAGCAGUCUUCUCGGUCUUAUUUGCUGGCAUUCACAUGGCUGUGUGGAACUACAGUUUCCUAUCCGUUGCAGAGGCAUGGAUUUGGCGAGGCAGUUCACUUGCGCUCAUAGUGUUGGGUCUCUGCAUAUCCUUGAUUUCCAAUCAAAUCGAUGAGAGGUCUGAGCUAGAGACGGCAUGGGACUGGAUAUUUCUCAUCAAUACCUUUUUAUAUCCCUUAGCCCGCACCAUGAUGCUGGGUGUAGCACUCGCGUCUUUUCGGAAGGUACCCGCGCGUCUGUACGAGACUCCAUCGUGGACACAAUAUUGGCCGCAUAUCUGAUGGGUUGAGGGAGACGCAGCCAGAGGUACUCGA
Messenger RNA from Neurospora tetraspora, 1893 nucleotides. RefSeq lists its product as uncharacterized. The coding region runs from base 319 to 1860 and encodes 513 amino acids. The record is from RefSeq and is a predicted model, not a curated record. NCBI's taxonomy places the organism in Eukaryota, Fungi, Ascomycota, Sordariomycetes, Sordariales, Sordariaceae. The transcript has a single exon.